Messenger RNA from Micropterus dolomieu (smallmouth bass), 1895 nucleotides. RefSeq lists its product as uncharacterized. Gene Ontology annotation, molecular function: protein tyrosine kinase binding; MHC class II protein binding. Gene Ontology annotation, biological process: interleukin-15-mediated signaling pathway; positive regulation of ERK1 and ERK2 cascade; T cell activation. The record is from RefSeq and is a predicted model, not a curated record. The transcript is spliced from 9 exons. The coding region runs from base 38 to 1162 and encodes 374 amino acids. NCBI's taxonomy places the organism in Eukaryota, Metazoa, Chordata, Actinopteri, Centrarchiformes, Centrarchidae. Gene Ontology annotation, cellular component: membrane raft; external side of plasma membrane.
UGACAGUUGAGGACGCAAUAACGAGAGAGAGAGAAAAAUGGUUAGAUUCAGAUGGAUAAAAACGUCUUUAUUUGUGAUACUGGUGCUUCAGUUUACAGCAGCAACUGGACAGAACCUCUCCUUCACUGUCAGAGUUGGAGAUGAAGUCACUUUGCCUUGUGGAAAUGUGAUACAAAAUCAGGAAAAAUGUGACGGGUCUUCCUGGUUGGCCAGUCGUGAUAUUGGGGCAGCAGUAACAGAGCUGAUUACACAUGGGAAGAUCAGUAAAAAUGGGAAUUUCGAAGCUAAAUCAGACAGACUGAAUGUUACAGCAGAAUGUUUUCUGGUUAUAAAAAAUGUUACAGUCGAGGAUAAUGGUCGUUACACCUGCAGACAGUUCAAGAAAUCAGGACAACAACAUGGUCCAGACUCUCCGGUUGUUCUGUCUGUUAUCAACAUGGAACAAUAUCAGCACAAUGAUACAGUCGGCUUCAUCUGCUCUGUGUUGACAUAUGGAAGUUGUGAACACACAGUCGAGUGGUUGUAUGAGGGUAAUAAGAACAACAUGGUGACAUCACAGGGUUCCUGUUCAGCCACAGUGGUUUUUACAGCUCCUCCUCUUAGUCAGAAGUCCAACUAUUCUGAGUUACUGAAGUGUAACGUGACAGAUAAUAUGAGUGGCCAGAUGCUGCUGUGUAGCGUUGACCUCCAGUCCUCGUGUCAGAAAACAGGAAGCACAUUGAGGGGGAAAAACAAAACACCAUCUGGAAAGGGUGAAACUACAACAAAACCAGAUAUGUGGCAAUUCAUCGUUGUGGCUGUGGGUUUAGCAGCGCUCUUAAUAAUCAUUGUGGUUGUCAUCAGAUGGAAAAAGGCUAAAGGGAACAAAACAAAGAUGGAUGAAAACAUUCGACUGAGCUUAAACCCUGCAGUGACUCAACCUGGUCCAGAGACCAUGCAGGACAUGGCUGAUCCUGAAGAUGGUGUUUCCUACGCCUCCAUCAGCUACACCAGGAAGACCAACAGUAAAGUCCAGGUUUCUGUUAAGGAUGAUCAUGAUGAAGAUGAUGCAGUGACCUACAGCAGCGUGAAAGCUUCCUCUCCUUCUGCUGGAGGCUCAGCUGAUCCCAGCGACCUCUACGCCACCGUCAACAAACCAAACAAAAAAGAGGACGUGGUAUAGUUACAUCUCAUAUCAGUUCAGUUACUGAUAACUAAAAAUAAAACCAAGUCAGUUUUUAUUCAGCGAGUGCUUCAUUCUGUGUUAAUGAUAUUUAUUGAUACCUUUAGAAAAAUUGUAAAUGCAGUCAGUCCUGGAGAACAUUUAAUAUUUAUUUACUAUAAAUGUUUAUAAUUAUUCCAAAUGCCCCCACCAGAGUAAUGACAUUGUUAUUGAUACAUGAAGAACUAAGACGAUAAUUUGAAGCUCAGCUGCAUCUGGUUGUUGUUUCAGCAUUACAUAUUGUACUUUUUCAGUUCUUUCAUGAACAUGUGACCACAUUUUUUGUGGUUUUUGUGUGAUUGUUUUCAAGAUUGAUUGGUGUAACAAAUCUUUCUGUAGUAGGUUAACUAGUAGUAUAAUGGAUAAAGUAGAAGUAACAACCGAAUAUUUCAUAUGGCUGGUUUCUGUCAGGCACAUGCAUCUAUGGGAAACUUUAAGGAACCCGUUACUUUAUCAUCCUUUAGACACAGACUUUUCUGUUCAGGGGAUCAGUAUAUGAAAUCCUUACCCACAGAGCUUAAAUGGAUCAUGACUGGCACAUUUAAAGAGGGAUCUGUCAUGAAUGGUCUGUUUCUUGUUAUUGAGUUUUUAUUGUAAUGUUUGUGUUUUGUCCUGUUUUGUUCUUAUUUUCUUGCUAAGUUUCUUCCCCAUAAAAUACACAUUAAAUGAAUAAACCUAUGUGAUAGUGUUCAUA